Molecule: messenger RNA, 987 nt
Organism: Aureobasidium subglaciale EXF-2481
Lineage: Eukaryota; Fungi; Ascomycota; Dothideomycetes; Dothideales; Saccotheciaceae
Product: carbohydrate esterase family 4 protein
Exons: 3
Coding region: 1-987 (328 amino acids)
Biological process (GO): carbohydrate metabolic process
Molecular function (GO): hydrolase activity, acting on carbon-nitrogen (but not peptide) bonds
Source: RefSeq, a predicted model, not a curated record
AUGGUUCAUGUUGAAGAGUCUUUACAGCUGCCCCGAGAUUUCGAAGGCUUCGGUGAAGAAGGUCAUGACCCCCAGUGGCCGAAUGGCGCGCGAAUCGCAGUGUCCUUUGUACUUAACUACGAAGAAGGUGGUGAGCGGAAUGUUCUGGAUGGCGAUGGAACCAGUGAAGCAUAUCUUUGGGAGAAGGGACCCUCUGGAGGUGGCCGAGAGCAUCGCCAUCUCAAUGGAGAACAAGACUUCGAAUAUGGAAGUCGUUGCGGCGCUUGGCGUAUUCAUCGGCUCAUGAAGGAGUUCAACUGGAAAAUGACUCUCUGGGCUGUCUCCAAGGCUAUGGAAAGGAACCCUUCUUUUGCAAAGGCUUGUGUACGCGAUGGCCACGAGAUCGGUGCCCAUGGUUACAGAUGGCUGGACAUCUGGGAUUAUUCUUUCGAAGACGACAAAGCCUACAUCAAGAAGACUUGCGAGACACUUGAAGCUGCAACUGGCGUGUUUCCAGCAGGAGCUUACUUUGGCAGAGGGACCCCAAAUACUGCGUCGUUACUGCCACUGAUGUGGAAAGAAAUGGGCCACAAGCUGCUCUACACCUCCGAAGUGUAUAACGAGGAUUCGCCAUACUGGAUCGACCUACCUUGGGAGAAAGAGCUUCCCGAUGAUAAGAAAGAGGGCAUGUUGAUGGUUCCGUACAACUACGAUUGCAACGACGGAAAAUUUCACAUGAGCCCUGGGUUCGUCAGCUCUAGCGGCGCCACUUACGAACAGUACCUCAAGGAUGCAUUUGACUGCCUAUAUCGCGAAGGCGGUAAGAUGAUGACGAUUCCGAUGCAUAGUAGGAUUGUUGGUAAGCCUGGUCGAUCAGAAAGUCUUAGGCGAUUCAUGAAGUACAUCUCGGAGAAGGAAGGUGUGUGGGUGACCACUCGCACCGAGAUAGCCAACCACUACCGAGAGAAGUUUCCGUACCGACCAGGUUCUAAGACUGGUGGCGCUUGA